Messenger RNA from Hemibagrus wyckioides, 7284 nucleotides. It is a transcript of the gene pde3a, whose product is annotated as phosphodiesterase 3A, cGMP-inhibited. Bases 685 to 4029 code for a protein of 1114 amino acids. The transcript is spliced from 15 exons. Gene Ontology annotation, molecular function: 3',5'-cyclic-AMP phosphodiesterase activity. NCBI's taxonomy places the organism in Eukaryota, Metazoa, Chordata, Actinopteri, Siluriformes, Bagridae. Gene Ontology annotation, cellular component: cytosol. The record is from RefSeq and is a predicted model, not a curated record. Gene Ontology annotation, biological process: positive regulation of oocyte development; oocyte maturation.
AAGUAAGGCUUUGUUAUCCCUCCAAGUCGUCACUGCUGCCUGCAUUAGGGACCGCCUCACGAGGAGGAGAGGAGGAGAGGAACACCGGCCUGUAUCAGGAUAAAGCCAGAGGAAUUGGAAGUCAGAAAUGAUGUGUUUUUUUUUUCAGGGAUGACGUCUGUGUGAGAGCUUAGUGCUGCCAAGGAAAGUAUAAAUACUCGAAAACACUAGCUUAACAAAAUAGUAGGAAUAAGCUGGAGGGAGGAAGAGGAGGAAUAAGAAGAAGGAUUCGCGCUGUGGAAGGAAGCAAUGGCCUUGUGAAGAACGUCAGAAGCCUUUUCUUUCUGCCUCAGUGCGCGUUAGCCUGCCUCCACACACACACACACACACACACUCACACACUCUCUCUCUCUCUCUCUCUCUCUCUCUCUCUCUCUGAACGGGAUGGCGGGCGAGGGGAAUGGAGCCGAUUGAGGUUUGUGCGCUAAAAAAAAAGAAAAAAGAAAGAGAGAGAGAGAGAGAGAGAAGCGCCACCGACCGAAGUGCGCCUCUUCCUCCCCCUACUCGAUUAUUUCACUUUCUUUCUGUUUACUUAAGCAUGUGAUUCCGGCGACGCAAUAAAUCACGCACUACGUGUACUCCCCGUGUCCACCCUCCACAUCAAUGCAUAGCCUGGGCAACUUCUGUUUUUUUUUUUCUUGACUGAUGGCAACGGGAGCCGACUCGGACAUCUGUAGAGGAAUAUCGCGAGCUGUGCACGAGAGUAACCCGCGCGCUGGCGAGCGCAGCGCCUAUGUGAAGGCGUGCGUGUCCCCUCUGUAUCAGGACAGCGGCUGCCAGUGGUUUUGUCCGAACGCGAGCUGGAGGUGUGGUAAACUCUCGUCUGCGGCGUGCGUCGGCUCCGUGUCGUUUUGUCUCGCCUUGCUGCUCCAGUUGGUGGACUGGGAUGUGGAGCCCAGCUCCAGCUGUAGCGGUGCUCCCCAGCACGACACGGGAUCGUAUUUUCUCGUCCUGAACAGAAGUGUGCUGGACUUCUGCCUGGCCCUGUGGCAUCUGAUCGCACCCAUUUUCACGCUGGUCACUGCCUUCUUCUGGGCCGGCCUGUACUUGAUCCGCUGCGGAGUGCUGGAGCGGACCAUCGUUUUCCUGCUCGCGCUGUGUCACCUGGGAGAAGCGGCGGCGCAGGCGUUCUUGCAUGGCUCGGACGAGCAGCUGCACUCUCUGACGGCUAGCGUGGUGGUGCUCGGCUGCUUGGCAAGCGGGGCACUCAUGGUGAUGCGACUGGGCCAGGGCAUCUCCGUCAUCGUCUUCAUCAGCAUCAUCAGAGCCGCCUCGCUCAUUUCGCUGCACAGAGUGCGCGCGAGCUGGAGACCCUACUUGGCGUACCUGGUGGGGGUUCUGGGCGUCCUGCUGGCGAGGUAUGCUGACAGGCUGCUUCCGAAUCAGCCGAGCCAACUGGAGGGCUGCAGCUCCGUGACAGGGUCGAGACAGGACCUUCUCGUGUUUAAAAGGCGCAGGAGAUCCAGCUCCGUCGUAGCAUCGGACAUGGCACAGCACGGCUUCGAGGCCAGCAGCAAGUCGCACAGGAGAACCUCCCUGCCGUGCAUCCGGAAAGACCAGUCCUCAGGCACCAGUGUGAUGGUGGACAUUGCAGUGAUGGGUGAAGCCCAUGGACUAAUCUCAGACCUCCUGGCUGACCCAUCACUGCCUCCAAACACCUGCAGCUCAUUGAGAGCUGUCAGCAAACUGCUCAACACGCAACUCACCUUUCAGCCGCUCCACCACCGCUCACGCAUCAACCCUCUGCUGGUUUCCACUGAUGGACACCCCUGCACUGACUUUGAGGAGGGUCUUGAGAAGGCUAUCCCUAAGCAGCGUUCAAGACGGAGUUUGCCUUCUGGGCCUCUUCGGCGCAUUUCCUCUUCCUGGACAACUACCACCUCUGCCACAGGGCUUCCCACCAUUGAGCCAAGCUUGGUCAGGCGAGACCACAGUUCCACCAUCAAACCCGUUCAUGACUGUCCCUCCAGCAGGCCCAUGUCUGCCUCCCACAUCACCUCAGCCCCCAACUACCUCUACAACAAAGUCAGGCAAGUAGGUUACCAUCCCUUCAGCAAUUCACCCAUGGCCUCACCUUGCCACUCGCCUCCAGUCCAGGGAACCUCAGUGAACAGCCCCACCAAUAAGCUGCCCUCCAUGGACCUGCCAGAUACUGGGGCCCUUCAGGGCAAUUACCUCUCACCAGAGACCUUUCACCGAGCCUUAAGCUGUAACUCCCCCAGUUCCAGAAACUUCCAGCCACACUGGACUCUCCCAUUACUCUGUAGCAGCUGUGGAAGGCCAUACAGCAAAGCGUGGCAUGGGCAGGAAUCUCCAGACAAAGCUGAUAAAACUCAGCUUUCAGAUGAUCCAGCAGUGGUGUCUUCUGACUGCGACAGCACCUACGAAACCAUCCACAGUGACAGCAGUGAUUUUGCACAGAACGAGGAGGAUGGAGAGGCUCGGAGACAGCCCUACAACAUGCGGGAGCUUUGCAGGACAUUGCAAGCAGAGACCCUUCUCUUGCAUACGUUACUACCAUCAGAGAACAAACCAAUUCUAGCCCCUGAACCAUUGGUGAUGGAGGGCCUGGAGCCUCUAAUGAGUCAAAUCAACAACUGGAACUUCCCAAUAUUCAGCCUGGUGGAGAAAACCAAUGGGAAGUGUGGUCGCAUCCUAAGCCAGAUGUCUUACAGGCUAUUCGAAGAUACCGGUCUCUUUAAACUCUUCAACAUCCCCGUGAAGGAAUUCAUGAAUUACUUCCAUGCCUUGGAGAACGGUUACAGGGACAUCCCAUAUCACAACAGGAUCCAUGCCACAGACGUCCUCCAUGCAGUCUGGUAUCUUACCACACAGCCUGUGCCAGGCUUACCUUUACUGGCUCACAACUCGAUAUCAGUCAGUGAUUCAGAUGCUGUCAGUGGGAUCAGUCAUGGGAAUGCGGAUUAUCUGUUCUCUAAGACUUAUCCCAAAACGGAGGAUGGCUAUGGCUGUCUUGCGGGGCUUAUACCUGCCUUGGAGCUGAUGGCACUGUAUGUGGCAGCUGCCAUGCAUGACUACGACCAUCCUGGUAGAACCAACGCCUUCCUGGUGGCCACCAGUGCUCCACAGGCAGUGCUGUACAACGACCGCUCAGUUUUGGAGAAUCACCACGCUGCCUCUGCCUGGAAUCUGUUCAUGUCCCAGCCUGAGUACAACUUCUUGGCCAGUCUAGACCACGUGGACUUCAAGCGCUUCCGCUUUUUGGUUAUCGAGGCCGUUCUGGCCACUGACCUGAAAAAGCACUUUGACUUUUUGGCGGAGUUCAACGCCAAGGUGGGACAUGAAGGCUGCUCAGGUAUCGACUGGUCCAAUGAGAACGACCGGCUUCUGGUCUGCCAGAUGUGUAUCAAGCUAGCGGAUGUUAACGGGCCUCUGAAGCACAAAGAUCUUCAUCUUCAGUGGACAGAAGGGAUUGUCAACGAGUUUUAUGAGCAGGGUGAUGAGGAAGCCAGCCUGGAUUUACCCAUCAGCCCCUUCAUGGACCGUUCAGCCCCCCAGCUUGCCAAGUUGCAGGAGUCUUUCAUCACACAUAUCGUGGGGCCGCUCUGCAGCUCCUACGACGCGGCAGCCCUCAUGCCGGGCCGGUGGGUGGAGCCUCAGCCCAGUGAGGUUGGAGAAGGGUCUGGUGCCGAGGAGACCGAUGAGGAAGAAGAAGAAGAAGAAGAAGAAGACACAACUGAGGAAGACGCCUCCACCAACUCGGAUCAUUCCCAGAAACUGAUGCCCAACAUGCGACAGAAAGUCUUCUGUCAGAUCACCCAGCACCUUUUGGAGAAUUAUGAAAUGUGGAAGAAGGUCAUUGCUGAGGAGGCCCAAAGCCAAACCAAGCCGAACAAAGCCUCCGAGCCGAUCCUGGCCAUUCGUGAAGAGGAGGAGGAGACAAUCAGCAAGGAUAAGGAGCAGAAAACUAAGGAGGAGGAGAAAGAUCAGCAAUAUGAGGCAUCAAUAGAUGAUGAACAGACUGAAUAAAGGAAAGUAACAGGAAACGAUUAAGAAAUAUCAGGAAAACUGAACAUCAAGACACAAGCUGUAGAAAAACAUUGGAGAGGGAAAAAAAAACUAGCGAAAUGGGAUGAAGAUCAGGAAUCUGAUCUAGACUAGAAUACUGUCACAAAGCCUUUAUUUCCAAACAAGACUCCUGAUAAACGGUUGCCAGCACAUCACUACGACACAACACUGUAGAUUCUUUAGGUGAACACCUUCGUGGAGGAAACAGGGUGGGCUUUACGGCAAUCCCGUGAGAUCUCUAACACCAACAACAACAACAGGCUCCACUCUUCUCCAGAACUACUUCCAUGACCGGGGUCUCCAUGAUCUGCACUUUUGUUUAUUAGUCUAUUCAUUUCAACAAGUAUUCAGUGAAGAAGUCCUUCUUGAGCUUGGGGAAGGACACCCUCAGAUCAUCUGUACGGAGGAAAGCAUGCACCACACGUCUAACACUACUUAUCUAACCCUUUUCUCUCUCUUCAGUUUAAAGUGUCUGUCCUUUUCUUCUGUUCGCCUGUGGAAGUGUCCUUCCUCCACAGCUUCCUCACCUGCCUGCAUGGCUUUGCAGGUUGAAUGUUCCAGUGUUUGUCCUUCCUGUUUCAGACGAUCCAACAGCACUGUAAAUACUGUCUAGCAUUUCAUCCCUUUUUCUGAGUGGAAAAAAAUCUCUUUUUUUUAGUUAGUUUAUAAAGAUGUUCCAGCUCCAGCUCUGUUCCUCUUUAUAUCUGUGUGAUUUUUGUACCAUGUGAUUUUUUCAAGAUGAAGUAUGCAUCGCUUAUUAAACCCCCCAGAGUCAGGACACGGCACUUCUGUGUGUUUGCCCCACACUUUCAGUCGUUUCAUGCAUCUUGAAUAGCACCGUAUAUCCAUGUAGGGAUUAUAUACAUCGAAAUUCAAAUGUAAACGCACCCUGGUUGGUUUUUGAAGUUUGCCUCAAUGCUGAUAUGGAUUUCUUUCCCUUCCGAGAAAACAGACAUAAUGCACUCGUGCUAAACCCACGCUCCAGCCAUGUAGCUCCGUAACCUGAAGCAGACUGACCGCCACAGCAGUUCACGGAUGGUGCGAAUUCCGUAGCCGUAAUUCAGCUCGACGCUUAGUUAAGGUGCUAAUGCCAUGGCGUAGUCGGCACUUUGGUUUAGUUCAAAAUUCCUAAGCGUAGAUUUGCAGCAGCAUAAUGUACAGCCAGCACUUCAAGCAAUACUGACACGUAACUGUAGACCGAUGGUAGUUUUAUGAUUACCAUCAUAUUAUUAUUAUUAUUACUAUUAUUAUUAUUAUUAUUAUGACAAUGACAAUGAAGUCGGGCGUGAUAUAUAUAAAUAUAAAUCUAUAUAUUUUUUCACAGUGCAGCUGUUUGUGCCAAAUAUUCCUUCAAUAAAAACAACUGCGUUGUCCAAGCCUUUUUUAUGGAUAAUAAGGUACCUGAGUGAGUGAGUGAGUGAGUGACUAAAAAAAAGAAAAAAUGCAUUAGAUCACACAAACAUAACUGAGGAGGUGAUGCUGAAAGUUUAAUAGGAAAGUUUUGAUAACAGCAUAGAAAAACACUCACUACAGUAUAUCCUGAUUAAAAUAGCUCUAUACAAAUUUCUGCACUAAAAUAUGAGCAUUAGCUCCUCAAUGCUGUUUGUAAUAUCACUUUUUUUUGUUUUGCAGUAGAGUGAAUCCUCGUCUUUAUGUUACACAAUCUGACCAAUCUGACCUGACCAUCACAGCAUACACGGUAUAUACUCAUAAGAUGAACUGGAACUGGAGUCUCCUUCAACAUCCUCACCGAUGAUCUAGUGGGAAUCUGGAGCUUGUUCUAGCAGGAUAUUGAUGCCUGAUGGUCAGGGGUGCACAUACUUUCGGACGUUCUCUAAGUCUUUUAUAAUAUUUAGCCAAUAUUCUCCCACAUCUCAGUCUCUAACUUAAGCCUAUUGCUUCAGUGUAGAACUUUCCGGUUGAUUAUCCCAAUCCUUCAGCGUCUCUCCAUCCUUCUGCUGAUAAGAUCUGACGUACUUCCAUACACAGGAUGGUGACCUUGUGUGUGGAGUCUCACUGAGGUGUUAAGACGUCACGUACCCCCCACCCCCACCCCCACCCCCGGCAGAGUGACGUCCCUGAGAUCAGUCUGCCCCCAACAAGGUCAUUUUUUCCUUUUAUCUAUCCGUUUGCGUUCUUUUCCAGCUCUUACGUUUGAAUACGGCAGCAUUUGUAAAUACUGAUACUUUCUAUCCUGCCUGUACACACUGUUUUAUACGGUCGCCGAAUUUCCUUCCAAGCUCUCACUGUUUUAUAAUGGGAAAUUGUUUUUUUUUUUCUUGGAAGGUAAUUUAUGAAACAGAUUUGAUGUGUAAACGUUUAUAUUUCCGUUCCCCAUAUACGUACGUGUAGUAGAAGAGCACGGACUCGCUAGAGUAUAAAGUUCCUCCUAUGUUAAACUCAUGGCUCAUGCAUGUGGUUAGAUAGAGACACUAGGUAGGCAGGGACAGAAUUUUGUUUUCUUUGUAUUUCCGGUAAAUUUCUUCCGCCGUCCUGCAUGUGCCUUUUCGGAUAUUCCUUCUCUUUUAUGAUUAUUCCACAAACUCCUUCCUCAUUUCUGUCUGCCACCAGAGACGAACGAACGAAUGAUGUACACGCUGUUUCUAUUCAAGCGAAUCAGGAUAAAUAAAAUAAUUUAUCCAGUCCGGGCACAACAUCCUGUUUUUCAGUAACGUGGCAUGUUCACAUGAGAUCAUCGUUUGUCUUCUGUCAAUCUGUCAGCGUUUAUCUUUAACAUAUAUGCAUCUGAUGGUGGUGGUGGUGGUCAUUGUGCACUCUUCCUUCACCAAAAGAAAUACGUACCAUUCCCACUCUCUCUACGUGAUCAGUGAGACACGUUUUUAUAUGUGAUGGGUACCUCACUGACCGAAAAAAAAACAAAACAAAAAAAGCCAAAAAAAAAUUUUCUCACUAGUUUGUUGCACUUAAGACAUGUAGCAAUACCUAUACAAAAGGGAGCUGUACAAUUCACCAGUAUUUGUGAAGUAAAAUAUUCAUAUUGAUGUCUUAUUGUUCCAUUUUGUACAAAAAAAAACACAAUAUUGUUCAUGGAGGGCAUGGAGAAGACGAAAUAAGGAAAUGUCUUUUUUUUUUUUGGAAUAAACAUUAUUUAUUUUUAAUGUUUUCUAAUUUUAAUCACUUAUCCUUGUAGCUCCUCUAUGGCCAGAAAAUGCUGGAAGUGCCUCUUGGUUUAAAAAAAAUGUAUUAUACAAGAAA